CGUUCGGCUAAUGCUUCGCGCCCAAAAGCAGUACAGAGGAAGUUAGCUGAACAGAUUAACCCUACGUACAAGCAGCAUCCAGAACCCUCAACGCCAUUCCAAAAGGUUAAACAGCUUCUGAUAGACGUAUCGAGAAGGGAAGUGCAAUCAACAACAUGACAGACAAUCGACGACAAGUGUGGUUAGAAGGACAGGCAUCAACUGCCGCGACUUCCACAUGCACGCACAACCCCUCCACAAACCCCCGCCCCGCCCCGCACUCCCGCGCCGGAAAGCUGGAAGGAAGAGCGAGGCGGGACCAAGGCCAAGAGCGGGAAGCAGCGGAAAACCAGCCCAGACCAGCCCAGCUCGCAAGCGAAAGCCAAGCCACAGCCAAGCCUUGCGAAGCUCAACCAAGCCUCAAGGCGGGCGACGGCAGACGGCGGGCCGAUCGCGGCUGUUGAUCCUUCGCUCGCGCUGAGAUGAGAUACCUAUCAACAUGUGGAUCCAGUAGUCUUUCUUGCUGACACCUCCGUCAGCAGCCACACGCGCGCGCCCUUGCUCCCAUCGCCCCAUCUACUCUAC
Messenger RNA from Aplosporella prunicola CBS 121167, 564 nucleotides. RefSeq lists its product as uncharacterized. Bases 156 to 443 code for a protein of 95 amino acids. The transcript is spliced from 2 exons. Lineage: Eukaryota; Fungi; Ascomycota; Dothideomycetes; Botryosphaeriales; Aplosporellaceae. The record is from RefSeq and is a predicted model, not a curated record.